GCAAAGUUAACUUGAGGUCCUUCCACCCUUUCAAUGACCCUUCCUGGAGUUGAUUGGCAGAAAAAAGUAUGCUUGGCCUUGCCCUAAAGCAGCAGAAAAGGAAAGCCAGAAAGGAACGAGGCAGCAAGGACAUGCCCACCUACCGCAGCGGCGAAGCAGCUCCGCAGGGCCUCGAACUCGCGCACGCACAGGUCCUUACUCAGGCGGCCUCCUGGGGCAGUGGAGGCCUGCACGCACUUCCCAUACGCCGAGGCCUGUGGGAAGACCGGACAGUACUAGGGUCUGACCAGAGUCGCCACCCUCUUCCGCUUAUCCUGCAGCCCAGCUCUGUCCGCUGCUUACCUCAGCUCCGCAGGCCGCCAGAUGCUCGGGGAAGGCUCGGAGACGGCUCCGCACACGCCCCCACACCGCUCCGUUGACAGACAUGAGCGGUUCUUUCAGGCCCUUGUGGGCGCCGCCAUCUUGGGCCCCGCCUCUUCCGGUGUAGAAUGUGUGAACAUCCGGUCCCUCCGCCGUAUACUGCUUUCUGGUUGGUCAGAGUCGCUGUUCUGUGCUUCUGUAAUUGGUGUUAGUUCUUGUCCGACUCUACCUGGGACUUUGGACUGGCUGAGGCUCAGAUGUUUCCGCCUUUGUGCCCGCCUCCUGAGAACGAUUGGUUGGGGGAACCAGAGAAACGCGACGAUUGGAGGAUCGAAACCUGGCGGAAGCGGGGCAGACUGGGAGGUUACCUGGACCAUGGCAGCCGUUCCGCCGCUGCGGGACCGCUUGAGCUUUCUACAUAGGCUCCCCAUUCUGUUGAAGGGGACCUCAGAUGAUGACAUCCCAUGCCCAGGCUACCUGUUUGAAGAGAUUGCCAAGAUUUCCCACGAGUCACUGGGCAGCAGCCAGUGCCUGCUGGAGUACCUCCUGAACCGCCUAGACAGUAGCUCUGGCCACGUGAAGCUCAAGGUGCUGAAGAUCUUGCUUUACCUGUGCAGUCACGGCUCCUCCUCCUUCAUGCUCAUCCUUAGGAGAAACUCUGCUCUCAUCCAAGAAGCCACAGCUUUCUCGGGGCCUCCGGAUCCUCUUCACGGAAAUAGCUUGUACCAGAAAGUGCGGGCGGCUGCCCAGGACCUGGGUAGCACCCUCUUCUCAGACGCACUGCCACAGCCUCCCUCCCAGCCGCCCCAGAUCCUGCCUCCUGCAGGCAUGGGCGCCCAGGCCAGGCCUCAUAGUGCUCGACAGGGCUUGGGUUACACUAAGGAGAGCAGCCGGACAGGCUCUGCAGGUGAAACCUUCCUCUCCACCAUCCAGAGGGCCGCAGAGGUAGUGGUGAAUGCUGUGCGUCCUGGGCCUGAAAAUCCUUGCACCAAGGGACCCCUGCCACACGGUGAUGCCUACCAGCCUGCAGUGACACCUUCAGCUAGCCACACACAUCCCAACCCUGGGAAUCUCCUCCCUGCGGCUAUCCAGGGGACCAGAGCUGUGAAACACCAGCCCGGGCAGGCUGGAGGAGGCUGGGAUGAGAUGGACAGCAGUCCUAGUUCCCAGAAUUCCUCCUGUACCAGCAACCUGAGCAGGGCCUCGGACUCAGUCAGUCGGUCUGGCAGUGAUAGCCACUCUGGUGCCAGCCGGGAGCCAGGCGACCUGGCAGAGAGGGCUGAGGGCAUGGCCCCAAAUGACUGCCAGCAAGAACUGAAUCUAGUGAGGACUGUGACACAGGGGCCACGUGUCUUCCUGAGCCGUGAGGAGACGCAGCACUUCAUCAAAGAGUGCGGCCUGCUCAACUGUGAGGCUGUGCUGGAGCUGCUCCUCCACCAGCUGGUCGGGACCAGUGAAUGUGAGCAGAUGAGGGCACUGUGCGCCAUAGCGUCCUUUGGAAGUGCUGACCUCCUUCCCCAGGAGCACAUUCUCCUCCUGUGCCGACAGCAGCUGCAGGAACUUGGUGCGGGCAGCCCUGGGCCUGUGACCAACAAAGCCACCAAGAUCCUGAGACACUUGGAAGCCUCCUGUGGACAACAGUUCCCUACCCUAAGGCCCUGUGCCCAGCCCAACUCUGCAGCUGCCCUUGUGGGCCCAGCUGACCUGCUGACCAGCCCUGUGCCUCCCCCUGGGAGCCAAGUCUUCCUCCAGCCUCUUAGUUCCACCACAGUUGUGCCCAGGAGUCCUGUGCCCACUCCAUCCCCAGAUACCUUACCUCCUCCUGCUCUGGAGGAUCCCGGUGAGGUCAGAACCCAAUUGGUAUGUUCUAGUGAACCAGGGACAGGAUCUGAACAGAGGCUGGCGAACACAGACACCCCAAAGGAUAGCUCCAGUCCGUGCCCGUGGAGCCCCAACUCUCUGUUUGCUGGCAUGGAGCUGGUAGCUUGCACCCGCCUGCCCUGCCCCAGCUUCCAGGCAGAUUUGCAGAAGGUGACCACAGAGCCUCCAGUUUCAGAGCCAUCCGCUUUUGCAUUUUUAAACAUGUGACUUUCUGGGCCCCGCUGUACAGAGUCCCCCCUGGCCCUCAU
Messenger RNA from Rattus rattus (black rat), 2489 nucleotides. RefSeq names its product TEPSIN adaptor related protein complex 4 accessory protein (gene Tepsin). The transcript is spliced from 13 exons. The record is from RefSeq and is a predicted model, not a curated record. The coding region runs from base 364 to 2448 and encodes 694 amino acids. Gene Ontology annotation, cellular component: trans-Golgi network membrane. NCBI's taxonomy places the organism in Eukaryota, Metazoa, Chordata, Mammalia, Rodentia, Muridae.